Messenger RNA from Aspergillus calidoustus, 1421 nucleotides. Lineage: Eukaryota; Fungi; Ascomycota; Eurotiomycetes; Eurotiales; Aspergillaceae. The record is from the annotation of a GenBank genome assembly.
UCAUCUGGUUUAUUAUUCGCGGUGUAUUUAUUCUGCAGCAGCCAGUUUCGAGGUUCCUCUCCCCCAAUACCCACCCCCUAUGCAGUAACAGAACCUGGCUAAUCUGGAUCAUGCUCAUUGAUAGGUCCUUUUUUGUAGACCUGCACGUCCACCUCACUUUAUCCGCACUUUCGAAAUGGCCUACACUAUUGAGGCUGCGAUGACCGAGGCGUUGACCCACCUCAGACGCGUUUCUGAACAUGUGAGGGCUUCAGCUUGCUCUAUCAGGUGAUGAUAUAGUAACAAGAUUGCAGUUUCGCAACCACGAGCAGCCUAGAACUGCAAAUGAGAUUGGAAAGGCGAGUGCAAAGCUCGUCGAAGCCUUCAAUGAAGGCAUAGCUCAACUCUCUCCAAGCGAAUAUGUCUUUGACUUCGUGCCUGACAGUGCGCAUCAUUCCGCGGCCCACCCUCGAGCAAUAAUACAACGUCAAGCCCAUGAGGCUCUCAUGAACGAAGUUGAGAAGGGUAAAAGAGGAGAUGCCAAUGCUGGGCUAGACAGGAUCCAGGAAGCCAUUGGACCCGCUCCACUGCAUCCCAGCAGCUGGGCACAAGUUGCCAGUUCGGUUUCCAGUGUUCAGGACUCUUCUUCCCGUUCUGCACAGUUCUUCAAGUCGCCCGCCUCGCUAGCAUCUAGCUCCCCUUCAAAGGAGAACGUGAAUAGCGACGAUCAAGAUAAAUCCGGCAAGGAGCUUGCUCCCUUCUCCGCCCCUACUGUGCCCGAAAUUCCUGAGAAGGCAGGAAUAAUCCGUGUUUACGGAAGAAUGACCAGAGAUGCCGUGAACUAUAUCACUACCCGAAUCCGUGAGGGACCUCUGCACGACAUCCGCGUUGAGACUAAUGAAAGAAUCCGUGUUAUCUUUCAGCAUGCGUCGCACGCGCUCGCGCUUUUCAAGUCCAACCAAAAUAUGGAGGCCCUGGUCGGACACGGACGUUUUGGACCCGGCUAUAGUGUGGAAUUGGCUGAAAUCGUCGAUUGGAACGACGAUCUUCAUCGCAUGAACCAGCCGAUUAGAGAGCGCCGCCGUCUCUCCUUUGCAAGGAAGAGGCUUUUCGCGGACAACAUGUCUCCCGAAAAGUGGAAGCACGAUAUCCGUGCUAUUGCCGGUGCCGGAAACAUUGAUUUCCUCUGGGUUUUCAACUCUGGCAAUGCGACCGCCGUUUUCACCAGCACCGGCGUUGCUCGCAAGGUCUUGGAAGUGUUCAACAGAUGGAAAGAUAGUCACAACGUCUAUAGUGGUGUCUCGGUCACCUAUUCCUCGGACCCGUGUGAGAAGGAUCUCACCAUGGUCAAAGAGACCAACCGACCCCACAAUGGCAAGUAUCUGGUGAGGAGACCGCUUCAGUAGCUGCAACUAGCAUGGCUGCCGCCGAGAUGUCUUUCU